CAAAACCAAGGUUCUCAACGUAACUACGAGUCGGGUUUCUGUAGGCCCAAACGCGGAACGAUUGUGCGUGCGUGGAAGACCGUUGGUUCCAAAUCCAAAGUUUCAGACAGUCGCGCGGGAAUGAAGGCGAGCCGAUUACCAAGUCCGUUGAUCCCACGCCUUUCCCGCUCUCGCUCUCUUUGUGUCUCUUCCCUCUUCGCUACAAUGAGAAUCGCCCUCCCACAAUUAGGCAUUCCCAGCUCUCACGACGUAAGUCAGAAAAAAUACGAACACCACCAGCAGCAAUCGCAUCUCCAUUUCCUGAUUUUUCUUGCUUCGGGUUCGUAUUUUGUCUGAAUUCCUGUCCCUCUGACAGCCAUUGCAAAAUCUGAUCCGGGAUCUUGUUCUUCGCCGCGAGGGUUCGGCUUUGUUUGGUUUUCAGGGUUUUGGUUUGCUUGGUGUUGUUUGCAAGUGUUAUUGUGUUUGCUAUUUGAUACUUGGAAAUGUGGAGGGACAACGGAACUCCUACUGAUUCUUACUAUCUGGUCCGGCCCGAAUGCACCGAUGUUCCCAAAACCAAAUUCAAGAUUAAGGCCGGCAAAACUCUAAGUGUGCGAAAAUGGCAGGCUGCAUUUUCUCCAGAAGGUCAGCUUGAUAUAGGCAGGACUCUUGGUCGAAUCUACCGUGGGGGGAUCCAUCCUGAUAUUAGAGCAGAAGUCUGGGAAUUUCUUCUUGGCUGUUAUGAUCCUGGGAGCACCUGUGAUGAAAGAGAUCAAAUACGGCAACGUCGCAGGUCAAUGUAUUCUGUGUUGAAAGAAGAGUGCAAGCAAAUGUUCCAGGUUGUUGGAAGUGGUCGGUUCAUAACUGCACCUAUAAUCACUGAAGAUGGUGAUCCUAUUCAAGAUCCUAUAGUGCUUCUGGAAACAAAUACAGACAACGGAGUGGCUUCAGUUUCUCCAGAAAAUGGUAAUGCCAAAAAAUACAAGUCUCUUUCUGGAAAUUCAAUGGUGAAAGAGGAGGACAAGAGAAUAAUCCAAUGGAAGCUUACACUGCAUCAGAUAGGUCUAGAUGUGGUUCGCACUGACAGAACACUAGUUUUCUAUGAGAAGCAAGAAAAUUUGUCAAAACUUUGGGAUAUCCUUUCAGUUUAUGCCUGGUUUGAUAGAGAUAUUGGCUAUUGUCAAGGAAUGAGCGAUCUUUGCUCACCCAUGAUAAUGCUCUUUGAAGAUGAAGCAGAUGCAUUUUGGUGUUUUGAGCGUUUAAUGCGCAAAAUGCGAGCAAAUUUCAGAUGCACUGAGAGAUCUGUUGGGGUAGAGACACAACUCAGUAGCUUGGCAGCUGUUAUUCAAGUUAUUGAUCCAAAGCUUCAUCAGCAUUUAGAGACCCUAGGUGGAGGUGAUUAUUUAUUUGCUUUCCGUAUGCUCAUGGUUUUGUUCCGUCGAGAAUUCUCUUUUGGUGAUUCAUUGUACCUUUGGGAGAUGAUGUGGGCUCUGGAAUAUGACCCUGAAUUGUUCUCCGUGUAUGAGGACCCUGAUUCAGUUGCCGAAAAAGCUGAAGGAUCUAAAGGAAAAGCUAAGUCAUCAAAACAAUUUGGGAAGUAUGAGAGAGAAUAUAUAAAAAGUGGAGCAAGAAGUGCUGAUGCUCCACUCCCCAUCUCUGUCUUUCUUGUUGCCAGUGUCUUGAAAGAGAGAAGCCCAAAGUUACUGUCAGAGGCCAGGGGCCUGGAUGAUGUUGUUAAGAUAUUGAAUGACAUAACUGGAAAUCUGGAUGCCAGAAAAGCGUGCAUCGGGGCAAUGAAACUUCAUAAGAAGUAUCUAAAAAAGAAAACGCUGCUGGCCAAGAAUGGAGGAGUAGCCUAAACUUUUCUUGCUCAAGCAUGAAUACAAGACCUCAUCAAGAGAGCAGGGUGUUUCUUCCACAAAGUUUGAACCGAUUUGGCAAGAAGAGAGGAGAGUAUUAUACUUGGAAAUUUUGGCUGAGUGCGCCCAUUUUGUGUUCUCUCCAACCAGGAAAAAGAAUUCUGAUGGGAGCAUGUGUUGUAUAUCAAAACAUUCUUUGUAAGGCAUGGUAUGAAAGCGUGAUGAAAUAUAAGGAAAAAAAUUUCGUUCUUUUAAGAUUGUGCCCCUUACAGUGAAGUCGUUGACAUGUGUUAAAGUAAGAUUGAUUGAGAUAAUAGUGAAUUUGUGACUCACUGAAUUUC
Molecule: messenger RNA, 2179 nt
Organism: Diospyros lotus (date-plum)
Lineage: Eukaryota; Viridiplantae; Streptophyta; Magnoliopsida; Ericales; Ebenaceae
Product: rab GTPase-activating protein 22-like
Exons: 12
Coding region: 483-1838 (451 amino acids)
Biological process (GO): activation of GTPase activity
Molecular function (GO): GTPase activator activity
Source: RefSeq, a predicted model, not a curated record